Messenger RNA from Babjeviella inositovora NRRL Y-12698, 1517 nucleotides. RefSeq names its product Emp46p (gene EMP46). Bases 145 to 1473 code for a protein of 442 amino acids. Gene Ontology annotation, molecular function: D-mannose binding. Lineage: Eukaryota; Fungi; Ascomycota; Pichiomycetes; Serinales. Gene Ontology annotation, biological process: endoplasmic reticulum to Golgi vesicle-mediated transport; endoplasmic reticulum organization; Golgi organization. The record is from RefSeq and is a predicted model, not a curated record. The transcript has a single exon. Gene Ontology annotation, cellular component: endoplasmic reticulum membrane; Golgi membrane; endoplasmic reticulum-Golgi intermediate compartment.
GGCGUACAUCUUGGCUGCUUUGGACUCUCCCGUCAUUUACUUUUGACCUUUGCUAUUCCUGACCACCCUCCAGGCUGUAACACUGAAUCACUCUCUUGCCGGGCUAUAAUUCACACCCUCUUACAUCCAUCUGAGCACCGCUUCAUGAGAUUCUCAAUUCUUGCGUUGCUCGCACUCGCGCUCCGCGGCACCCUCGCUCAAGGCGGCACUCACGAAACCGCGGGCCACCAGAACGAACAAAAGUUCUUGGACAAAGACUUGUCUCUUCCCAGCUUGUUACGACAGCCGGACGGAGUUCCUCCGGCAAACUGGGUCUUUACCGGCUCCGCUACGGUCCAUGAGGGACGCGUGUUGUUAAACGACCCGAAGGCGUCCGUUGCUGAUAAGGCUGGUAUCUGGUCGGAGAAGCCGUUGAACCACGACGCCUGGACCGUCGAAGUGACGUUCCGGUCGCUUUCGGAAUCCACGGCCGUCACCCCCGCAACAGAUGGGUUCUCGCUCUGGCUCAUCGACGAUAAGGUGAACAACGACGAAACCUUGAACGGUGGUCCGUCGCAGUUUGACGGGUUGCGCUUGGCCGUGCACCACAACUCGCCAGAGCUCCAGCAGGGGCUCACGGCGCACUUUGGCGACGGCUCCAAAACGGUCCAGCCGCACUUCCACCAGUGCCAGUUCCCGUACCAGGACCAGGUCGGCGCGCCGUUCACGCUCCGCGUGUCGUACUCCGGUGCUGAGCAGAACUGGUUCAAAAUCCAGAUCAACAACAAGCUCUGUUUGGCAACCACGCAGAAGAUUAAAUUACCUAAGGGCUUGCACCUCGGGGCGUCCGCAUCGCAGAGCAAGCACAAGGAGAACUUUGAAAUCUUAAAGAUGGAGGUAUUCAGUGCGGUUAUUGAGGCUGCUAAGGAUGAUCACGGCGUUGUGGAUCACAACUUGAACGCCCCGAAGGUGGUUAAGAAGAUUGUUCAGAAAACUGUCACGAUGGAUGAGACCCUCCCUACCGGGGCUGCGUCUCAGGGCUCUGACUUGCUCAAGUUGAAUGACAUCAUGUCGCAGUUGAACAAGAUCCAGUCUGUGGUGGACACCAAGCCUGGCUCGGACUACACCGAUGUAUUGCAGCAGUUGGCGCGGUCGGUGGUGCAGUUGCAGAUCGACUUGGAGCUGUUAAAAAAGAGCGUGGAGACAUCCCGAGAGCUAGUGCUCGCGGAAAUCACCAAGAUGCUGAGCCUUGUCUCUCUUCAGCACGCAGAGUUGUCGAGCUUGCACCUUAAAUUGGACACCUUGCUGAAGUCGCAGACCGUAUUAAGUGAGUCGAUUUCCACACCGGUGACAGAAAACGGCGGCGUGGAUAUGUUGGACUAUGCGGUGCAAACCUUGAAGUGGUUCGCGAUUGCGAUCGUGGUGUUGUUUGUGGUGUUGGGUGUGAUGAUCUGGCGGUUGAAGAAGGAUAUCGUCCACGGAAAGUUAUUAUAAGCAGGGGGGUGUAAUAGAAAAUUGCACCUGUGUAAGUGUAUCUG